Molecule: messenger RNA, 1270 nt
Organism: Phytophthora nicotianae INRA-310
Lineage: Eukaryota; Oomycota; Peronosporomycetes; Peronosporales; Peronosporaceae
Exons: 2
Coding region: 78-1205 (375 amino acids)
Molecular function (GO): protein binding
Source: RefSeq, a predicted model, not a curated record
UAAAAAGGUACUUUACCAAUUUUCACAAAAAAAAAAAAGCUUUUUCUGUGACUAUAAAAAUAGAUUUACUAAAGAUAAUGCCUGUAUGCGGUAGACCGCUGCUCGUGGCGGUUGAUCGGGACGGCUGUACGAUGCGGUCGUCGACUUCGGCUGGUAGGAAGUCGUCUAGGACAGCGAAGCAGCUGCAGGAGGCGGAGACUGUGCGUCCAAAGUCCAACAAGAAGAAGGACAAGGCAAAACGCAGCCAACGAGAAAAUGCGACUCAUCAAUUGACGAGUUUGUUGCGGGUCGAGAGUGACCAACUGAAUGAACAAUUACUAAUAGCAAGCGAGAAAGGGAAACAACGCGCCGUCUUCCUGUUGUUGCACCAAGGCGUCGACAAGGACCGAUGCAAAGGCCUACUCGGUUACUCUCCAGUGCAUCAUGCUGCCGCUCGAGGGCACCUGGACGUAUUGCAACUACUACUCGACUUUGGAUGGUGCGUUGACGUUCGCAACGACGCACUCGAGACUCCUCUGCAUCUCGCCUGCUUUAACGGUCACGUUCACCUUGCCGAGCUCUUGCUUGACCGUGGAGCGGAUAUUAACGCGCGGACUAGUGAUAAAGAAACCCCACUAUUCUACGCUGCACGGAAGGGGCAGUACCGAGUAGUUCGACUUCUUGUUCGUAGAGAAUGUGACCUUGGAGCGAGGAAUUGCUACGGCGAUGUGGCGGAGGAGGAAGCUCGUGAUGCGAAGACUCUGGCGGAGUUUGCAACGGGUAAUGAAGAUCUCGAGCGAGCGUUGAUUGCCGAAACUCAGCGUGGAACACCGAACGAUAUUGGCGAGAAUGUUUUAUCUCAAAGACUUCGAGAGCGAGUGUUGUCGUUUCUCGAUCUGAGAAGCUUAGGUUACGCGUCGCAAGUGUCAUAUCGGUGGCACCGAGCUGCCGACAAUUCUUCGCUGUGGAAGAAACUUGGCGUUUCGCGGUGGGGAUUGCUGCUGAACGCGACCAUGGGAAUGGGGGCGGUGCCUCGGAUGGCGAUGCUGGGCACAGCUACCAGUAACCUCUUCCAUUUGAACUUGUCCAAGACUGUGUUUCGACGUCCAUAUAGCUGUGAUCAAGCUAUCCCUGGUAGAGUCAUGCCGCUGAGUGCUAAGGAGAAACAACGCCUGCGAUACCGAGAACCGCUACGACCGCGAACUGCUCAUGUUGCAGGAGCGUAGUUGAAGAUAACCAUUUAAUUAUUUACAACAAAGUCUCACAGUCCACUAUGCCAUGAUGAUUUUUU